UCACCGGUCAAAGGAAAGAGCUGAAGAUGUCGGCUCAGUCAUGUGAUCAGCUGUGUCCAAUCACAGCUGAUCGCAUGGGACAUGUGCACUGAUCAUCAGGCCAGCUCCAGCAGUGCCACCUGUCAGUGUCCAUCAGUACCAGCUGUCAGUGCUCAUCCAUGCCACCUGCCAGUGCCCAUCAGUGCCACAUCAAUGCCACAUUUCAGUGCUUACCAGUGCACAUCAAUGCCACAUAUCAGUGCCUACCAGUGCACAUCAAUGCCACAUGUCAGUGCCCAUCUGGGCUGCCUUUCAGUGUCGCCCAUCAGU
Molecule: messenger RNA, 309 nt
Organism: Staurois parvus
Lineage: Eukaryota; Metazoa; Chordata; Amphibia; Anura; Ranidae
Source: the annotation of a GenBank genome assembly